Lethenteron reissneri (Far Eastern brook lamprey) is the source of this 4123-nucleotide messenger RNA. Its product is annotated as glutaminase liver isoform, mitochondrial-like. Lineage: Eukaryota; Metazoa; Chordata; Hyperoartia; Petromyzontiformes; Petromyzontidae. Gene Ontology annotation, biological process: L-glutamine catabolic process. Gene Ontology annotation, molecular function: glutaminase activity; protein binding. The record is from RefSeq and is a predicted model, not a curated record.
GUGCACUCACCUGGUCACGGGGACGCUCUGGACACACCUGUACACUCACAUGUACACACACAGGUGCACUUACCUGUACACUCACCUGUACACUCACUUGUGCACUCACCUGUACACUCACCUGUACACUCACAUGUACACUGACCUGUGCACUCACUUGUACACUCACUUGUGCACUCGCAUGUACACUGACCUGUGCACACACAGGUGCACUUACCUGUACGCUCACCAAGAACUCGUAUGUAUAGAGGCACUCGCCUGUGCACGUGUACGGGGUCACCUGUACUUCACGGGCGUGCGAGCACACAGACACCUGAACCCGGACUACGAGCGUGAUGGCGGCACCGUCAUUGGAGGAAACUUACAGAUUUGAGCGUUCCCCGUCGGGCCGCCAGAAGUGGCGGCGUCUCUACGGGGGCCUCUUGGGCGAGAAGCUGCUGGAGCCGCGAGGCCCCGCGGCCGCCCGCAGGGACGACGGAUCGCCCGACGGCGGCGAGGACGCCGACGACGGCGGCUGUGAAGAUGCGGCGGACGCCGAGGAAGAGGUGCUGCCCUCGCCGCGUCGGCCCGACCGGCGCGGCGCCGCCGCGCGCCGGGACUGGUGGCGACUACCCCCGCUGCGACCGGUCGUGGGAGCGGACGCGGACGGGCAGAGUUCGGGGGACGCCAGGCCCGAGGCGGUGGGCGACGGCUGUGGUGGUGGCGACGCGCCCCAGGCGGGGACGAAGGGCGAGCGCGCACACAUCAUGGCCAGCAGCGCCACCGAUCGCCUCUUCGACGGAUUCGCCGUGGACGGGAGGGUGCACGUGGCCGAGUUCGUCAAGGCCGUGUGUGACGCGGGCUUGCUCAAGUCCGACCCACGCUUGAGGCCGGGGCUGGAGGCGCUGGCACGUGACACAGACCCGGCGGGCACCGUGACUCGGGAGCACUUCUCAAGGUGUGUGGGCUUGCAGGCUCGGCUGCUGCUCCGGGCCCUGCAGGGCUGUCUGGCCAUCCCGAGAUUCCGAUCCUUCGCAUCGACGCUCGAACGCAUCUUCCUGCAGUGCCGACGCGAGACCCACGAGCAGAGCGACCAGGGCGCGGCCGAGGCGGUGACAGGCUGGGGUCUGGCCGUCUGCACCGUGGACGGACAGAGGCUUUCGCUGGGCACGAGCACCCUGCCGUUCCGGCUGGGCCACGUCUCGCGCCUGCUGAGCCACGCGCUCGCGAGCCACGCGCUGGGAGCCGCCCGGCUGCACGCCCGGCUCGAGGCGGCCGGACACGCGGGAGCCGGCGGGGACCCCGAGUCCGAGGCACGCGGAUGCUCCCUUAGCCCUUUGUCGGAUUCCGGGAGUCUGCUGGUGGCUGCAUUGCUGCAGGCGGCGCUGAGGGAGCAGUCGCCCGGGAGAGACGCGCUGCAGCUGGUGUUGGAGGCGUACGGUCAGCUGGCCGGGCCAGAGGGUGCAACACAGACCCCACGCAGCUCACCAGGACCCAUUCCCAACAGACUGCAGGCAGUGAAAUACCUCAUGAAGGACCGCCAGUGCUUCCCGGAGAGGACGGACGCCGACUCGGCGCUGGAGCUCCUCGUGCAGCUGUCGGGCGUGCAGGUGACGUGCGAGUGGUGUGCGGGCGUGGCGGGCUGCCUGGCGGCGGGCGGCGUUCCCCCCGCGGUGGCGGGAGAGGAGAGGGCACUGGCGGCAGACGCGGUGCGCUCCGCGCUCUGCUGCGCUCACGCGGACGGGCUCGGCGGUCUGUCCGCAGAUGCACAUCACAAGGUGGGCCACCCCGUGGUGUCCUCGCGCACAGGAGCGCUGAUCGUGAUCGUGCCGCGCGUGCUGGGCCUGGCGUUCUGGUCGCCGCGCCUCGACGACGCGGACCUCCCACGCGGAGGCCUGCGGCUGUUGGAGGAGUUCGUGCAAACGUUCGCGCUGCACCCAUACGACAGCGCGCCCCGUCGGCCCAGACCUCUGUCGUCUUGGUCUCACGAAUCGGAGGGAUACCGGAUCAUGAACCUGCUGCUGGCCGCCUACCGGGGUGACGUCGCUUCCCUCCGCAGGAUGGUGCUGGCUGGCGUGCACCCUGGCCUGGCCGACUACGACGGCCGCACGGCGCUGCACCUGGCCGCCUCGGAGGGUCACCUGCAUGCCGUGCGCUUCCUGCUGGAGACGGCUCGGGCGGACUGCCACGCCCGCGACCGCUGGGGCAGCACUCCGCUGCACGAGGCCGUGCGCUACGCCCACGUGGCCGUGGUCGCCCUGCUGUCCGCGCACAUGAACCAGGCGACGGUGCUCAUGUAGACAGAAUGGUGAACAGCUGCACCGACACAGCCAGCCACAAUCACCGUUCACACACUAAUGCAAAGCCUGCCCCAGCCAUCAUCCAAAUACACAGCCAACGUUCAUCAUCACCACCAACUUGCCUUAUCCAUCAUCACCAUCAUCACCAUCAUAGUAACAUCAUCUCAGCAAUGUUCACCAUGAUCAUCAUCAUCAUCUUCAACCAGAUACUUUACUCAAAUUGUAAAUGUUGUGGAUUUACUCUCCAACACACCGGUGGGCUAAAGUAGUAACUAAUUGGCUUUUGUUUACGCGACAACUCCCUUACUAAUUGGCCGUGUAGGGUGGUGGAGGAUUACGACACGGUUUAUUAUGAAUAAUAUUCGCUGAGAAAGCCAUUGCUAAUAUGCAUAAUAUAGGUUUUUUGGGUUCGAUCGGGUAAAUAUAAAUUAAACCCGCCACCACCGCGAUGCAGCCACGUAAACAGAACAUGCCAAUUCGAUACUAGUACAGCAACACCGGUUUGUUGGAGAUCAAAUCCACAACAAUCUCACCCAAAAAAAAACACUUGGGUGAUAUUGGUCGCGAAAGCCUACGUGUUACACUGAUUGCCAAUAUCAUCAACACGAUCUUCGCUUCUGUCUCCAUCUCAAGCAAAUCUCUUGGCUCCAUCUCCACGGCUGGCAUUGCCCUGCCCACUUUAGUCUCCGUGUGCCGCGAUUCCACGGGAGCAGAAAGAAGCAACCACGUUGGGUUGAAUUUCAGAAUCUGUCGAGUUUUAAAUCGAACGGGAGGAAUGAAGCCGACCCGUGAUUGGAGCGCUGGGUCAGUUUGUACGGAGCACAAGCAGACAGCACCGUGUCCACUCCUGUGCACCCUGCACUUAUUUAUGCCACGUGAUAAUAUAUAUGAAGACUGACUUCCUAGACAAUAUUUUCUAUAGUAAAUGUAAGUGGGGAGGGAAUGGUAUAUUUUUUUACCCGCUGUAAUUGUUAUGUAAUCUUGUUUACAUGUUUAAAAUAUUAAAUAUAUAACAACAUAAAAUAUAUGUAUGUGUAGAGGUGAUACGCGCUGGGAUUAGGGAUCGUAUGCCAGCGCGUAAUGAUUGGCUGUGUAGGUGGUGACGCGCGCUGACGGUGGAGGAUCAGGGGUCAGCGCGGGGUCGUGGGUUAAGGGGUACUGAUUGGCUGUGGGCCCGUGACGCGCUGAGAGGGAGUGAUCGGAUGGCAGCGCGGUGUGAUUGGUAGAGGAGUGUUAACACGCGCUGGGAAAACGGAUCGUAGAGAGAGUGCGUCGUGAUUGGUUCACUAGGGAACGAUGCUCACGUCGACGUCCGGAUCAGCUCCGUCUCUCGUGAGCAGGGGCUAUAAAAGGGGAUGCACACAGGCGUAAGGGCAGUAUGUAACCAGCGAAGAAUGAAGACGGGGAUGAAGACCUAGGGCCCUGCGGUACCUAGUCCCGCUGUCCUAACGGGACCGGGACUCUGUGUAACCCAGAGGCGAGUGUAGUGUGUGUAGCCAGAGGCAUAGAGUCUACACGAGCCGAAUGUAUUGUGUGUAGCCAGAGGCAUAGGGUCUACACGAGUCAAGUGUAUUGUGUGUAGCCAGAGGCAUAGGGUCUACACGAGUCAAGUGUAUUGUGUGUAGCCAGAGGCAUAGGGUCUACACGAGUCAAGUGUAUUGUGUGUAGCCAGAGGCAUAGGGUCUACACGAGUCAAGUGUAUUGGGUGUAGUCAGAACCAUAGAGUCUACACGAGUUAAGUGGAGUGUGUAGUCGGAAGAAAGGAGACCACACGUUGUAUUGUGAACGUAAAGAUUUAAUAAAAGUGUGUUACCCGUCAAGAAGUUCCUGCCGUCAAUUCCAAU